AUGAUUAUCUUUAGUUUUUAUUUUAUUUUCUUAUUUCAUUCAAUAAAUGGACAACAAGGAAUAUAUAAUAUGUUUAUGCCAGAUUUACCUCCAUUACAUCCUCGUGUACCAUCGUCAUCGAAUUCAUUGUUAACUCGUGAAACUCAUACAUUUACAACACGUUCAUUUACAAAAAUAAAUCUAUCAGGUGGACCAUUUAAUGUUAAACUUUAUCAUAAUAUAAAUUCAAAUGAUAAUUAUACAUCGGUUGAAGUUGAAGCUGAACAAUCUUUACAUAAAUUAAUUUCAAUUGAUAUUAUACAAAAUGAUAUACUUACAAUUCGUAUGGUAGAAAAUUUAAAUCUAAAUAAUAAUCAUACAAAUAUAACAUUAAUAAUUAUAUAUCGAGAAUUAACUGAACUUUAUAUUGAUGGAUUAAUUAAUGUACAAUGUGUUAAUCAAAUACAAACACAUAUGUUUCGUUUACAUCAUCGUGGUACUGGUUCAAUAAAAUUAAAAUUACAUGUUAAUAUACUUGAUGCAUAUCUUCAUUCAAUUGGUCGUAUUAAAUUAUGUGGACAAGUGAAUGAUGAUGCUAUAUUAAAAUCAUUAGGCGUUGGUGAUGUAGAUUGUCGGAAUUUAUUAACAAAAAAAAUCAAUGUGAUUUCAAGUGGAAUUGGAAACAUUUAUAUAACAGCUAUUGAUGAAAUUAAUAUAACAUUAAGUGGUAUUGGUACUGUUUAUUAUUCGGGUCCAUUAAAACAACAAAUUAAAACAGGUUUAGGAAAUAUAAUGGAAAUGCCGAUGAAUGAUCAACAAAUAUUCAAUCAAGAUUUAGAUUAG
Molecule: messenger RNA, 822 nt
Organism: Adineta steineri
Lineage: Eukaryota; Metazoa; Rotifera; Eurotatoria; Adinetida; Adinetidae
Source: the annotation of a GenBank genome assembly